AUCUGAUCUAAGAUAUGCAAGGGACCCAGAUGCAAUAACUAUUGUGUGGAAUCCUCCUACAAUACCUAAUGGUAUCAUUACAGUAUAUGAGAUAAGAUAUAGAGAGUCUACCAGUACUGGCCCAUACAGUGUAACUAAUACUACUGACACUUUAUACAGUAUACAAGGAUUGAUACCUAAUACUAGUUAUACUAUUGGAGUGAGAGCAUAUACUAGUAUUGGACCAGGACAAUGGACUGAUAGAGAAUAUAGUACUCUUCAAAUAUUUGUCCUUGAAAUGUUUUCUGUAAUGAAGCUCAGUUCUACAGCAGUGAGAGCUAAGUGGAAUUUAAUUCGUAGAGCUAGUCAUUAUACUGUCUAUUAUGAGUCAACCAGUAGCUCCUCAAGAAAGAAGAGACAAGUAGAGACAGGAAUGAGAGUAUUCCCAGGUGAUACUACUGAAGGUCUAAUAGGAGGAUUAGAUCCUAAUCUGAACUACUUGUUCUCUAUAUCUAUAUCAUAUACUGUUAAUGGAAUCAUUUAUGAAGGAGAGAGGACUCAACCAAUACCACCAGGUGCUACUCUAACUCCUACUAUUGUAUCAAGCACUUCAUCAGUCAUUAGUGUUACAGAAUCAUCAACAAUUUCUUUUUCUACUAAAACAACUACCAUGACUACUCCAUUGACUACUGCAUUGAUUACUGUGUCAACUACUGUAUUAGUGAAUAAUAGAGUGAUCAAUAUUGGAGUGAUAGUUGGUCUAAGUGUAGCUCUUACUGUAUUAUUAGUACUGGUUGUAAUUAUAAUUAUUAUACUGGUACUGGUUAUGCACAGAAAAAGAAGUGAUAUUAAUCAAAAAAGAAAAUCAGAUAAUGACAUUGUAAUGAAAUGCAGUCCAGCUUAUGCUACAACUGAAUUUAAAACAAAUACUGCUGAUGAUAUACUAAUGAAGGAUAGUCCAGCAUACAGUACUGUACAACAAACACAAUUAACUGUUGAGCCAGUGUAUGAUACAACUAAUGAUGAAUAUGAGACUUCUCUUCCACCACCUGCUGAAUAUGAAAUACCAACUGUUUAAUAAUGUACUCAUCUUUUUUGUACAUACAUUAAUAUACGAUGCAAUUCACAUAAUAUUCUUGAUACACGUACAACAUAAUGAUACAUGUUGUUAGUGAAAUUGUGUAUGUUUUACAAUCAGAAAUGUUUAUUAAUCACA
Amphimedon queenslandica is the source of this 1195-nucleotide messenger RNA. RefSeq lists its product as uncharacterized. The coding region runs from base 278 to 1057 and encodes 259 amino acids. The record is from RefSeq and is a predicted model, not a curated record. NCBI's taxonomy places the organism in Eukaryota, Metazoa, Porifera, Demospongiae, Haplosclerida, Niphatidae. Gene Ontology annotation, molecular function: protein binding. The transcript has 7 exons.